AUGUCCACCAAAGCAUUUGUCAGCUUUGCUUCUGCAGCAAGCGGUAUCGCUAUUGUUGUCGCCAUCACUGCGGCAGGCGUGCUGCUGAGCGAUAUUAACAACUUCUAUGAGGAUGCGAUUAGCAAUCUGGACGAGUUCAAGGAGUUUGCCGAUGACGCCUGGAAUACAAUGAUCUUAAGUUCUAAAGCCGAUCGAAUCGAUUCCGUGAACGUGAUAUUUGGCAGAAACAAAAGGGCAGCAGGCGGCAGCUGUGGAUGUGGGGCUCAACCAAACGACUGUCCAGUUGGACCCCCUGGGCCUGCCGGUCAACCAGGAAACCCAGGUGAUGACGGUACUCCUGGAGAGCCAGGUCCAAACGGCCAUAAUGGCAUUGGUAUGACAAGCAAAGGUAGCGACCCAGUCAGCUGCAUCAAGUGUCCAGCUGGAACUCCUGGACCACAAGGACCCGACGGGCCACAAGGAGAGGCAGGAGCCGAAGGCGGUUCUGGAGCUCCGGGAGCACCUGGAGCUAACGGACAAGAAGGUCCCGACGGCGAGCCAGGAGAUGCUGGAUCUAACGGAGAGGCUGGUUCACCAGGACCUGCGGGAGCACCUGGGUCCAACGGAACUAAAGGACGGGGACUUCCUGGCCCAGGUGGCGCUCCCGGACCAGCCGGAGAAGCUGGACAGCCUGGCGCUGCCGGAGAAAAUGGCAAAGAUGGAAACCCUGGAGCAGAAGGUCCAGCUGGUCAACCCGGUACUCCCGGUGCUAAGGGAAAGGAUGGCACUCCAGGAGGUCCUGGAACGGCUGGACUACCUGGUCAGGAUGCAGCAUAUUGCCCUUGCCCGCCGAGGUCCACCAAUAUAUUCGUCGAAUCAGAUGCACCGAAAACGGACAACAAACCAAAAGAAGGAUACAACUGA
Necator americanus (New World hookworm) is the source of this 903-nucleotide messenger RNA. RefSeq lists its product as uncharacterized. The record is from RefSeq and is a predicted model, not a curated record. The coding region runs from base 1 to 903 and encodes 300 amino acids. NCBI's taxonomy places the organism in Eukaryota, Metazoa, Nematoda, Chromadorea, Rhabditida, Ancylostomatidae. The transcript is spliced from 2 exons. Gene Ontology annotation, molecular function: structural constituent of cuticle.